Candida dubliniensis CD36 is the source of this 765-nucleotide messenger RNA. RefSeq names its product isoamyl acetate-hydrolyzing esterase (gene IAH1). Lineage: Eukaryota; Fungi; Ascomycota; Pichiomycetes; Serinales; Debaryomycetaceae. Bases 1 to 765 code for a protein of 254 amino acids. The transcript has a single exon. The record is from RefSeq and is a predicted model, not a curated record.
AUGGAAUACGGUAAAUUCAUAUUGUUCGGCGACUCAAUUACUCAGUUUAGUUGUAGCCAUGAGUAUGGCUUGCAUCCAGCAUUACAGAAUGUGUACAUGAGAAGAUUGGAUGUUAUUAAUCGUGGUUUCAGUGGAUACAACUCAGAACACGCGAGGCUAAUUCUUCCGAAAAUUUUACAAGCAGAAGCUAAUAUCAAAUUGAUGACGAUUUUUUUUGGCACUAACGAUGCAUACGAUUAUAUCAAUGAUAUACAGACGGUCGACUUAGACAGAUACAAGGACAAUAUCACUGCUAUGGUGCAAAUGGCAUUGGACAAAGGUAUCAAGCCCAUUGUAAUUGGGCCGGGGUUGCAUGACCCAAAGAUGGCGCAACAAAUGCUUGCAGAGAGAGGACGGCCAAUUGAUAGAGAUCCAACUACCAACAAAAUACUAUUAGAGUAUUCUGAAGCAGCUAAAGAAGUCGCUAGUCAGAACAACGUGGUAUUUAUAGACACAUGGAAUAUCCUUAGACAACACCAAGGAUGGACAAAGGAGCAACUAUUUGAGAUUUCCGUAGACAACGACAAAUGGCAAAUUGGAGACAGCUUGGCCGAGAUUGUUACUGAUGGAAUUCAUUUCACUACAAAAUCCUAUAAAAUCCUAUUCAAAGAGAUCGUACGUGCUAUCAGAGAAAGUUACCCUGAAAUGGCUCCAGAGAAUUUGCCUUUGCAUCUUUGUGAUUGGAAACUGAUUGAUCCCAAGGAUUUGUCGUCAAUUUUUGCAUAA